Molecule: messenger RNA, 1264 nt
Organism: Eupeodes corollae
Lineage: Eukaryota; Metazoa; Arthropoda; Insecta; Diptera; Syrphidae
Gene: Ufsp1
Product: probable Ufm1-specific protease 1
Exons: 2
Coding region: 272-1078 (268 amino acids)
Source: RefSeq, a predicted model, not a curated record
AGACGUCACUUCUCUUCUCACAUUUUUCCUGAAUAGAUUUUCUAUCUUGAAAUUCGUAGACCAAAGGAAGCGCAACGUCGCCAAAAUCAACCAAAUCCUCUGAAAAUUGUUUUAUUUGAGAUACGCAUUUGCAUCCCAAAUAUAAUGUAGUUCAGAAAACCGCCCCCAAAAAUCUUAAAAAAAAAAAACAAAACUUGAAUCGUAUUUGUAUUUGAAAUAUUUCGGGUGUGAAACCAAAUCAAAGAAAAUCCUAAAAACCAAAAGAUCGGGAAUGGAAGUUUGCAUCGAACAACAACGACGACCCGACAACGCAUCUUCACCAAAUGAAGAUCAACUGCUCAGCAUCGUCAAUGGCCAUGGCCAUGGUCAUGAUGCAAUCAUACCCGAUAGCGCCAAGGCGCUACAUCAACAUCAUGUGAAGCAACAACAGCAACCGAGCUUCACAUAUCCGCUGUUGGACAAUGUCCACUUUGCUCUCGAGCCUCCCACCAAGAACGGUCGCACUUUUGUAACGCGUGGCAAAUUCAAGUAUUUCCACUACAACUGUGACGGCCACAACGACGUGGGUUGGGGUUGCGCCUAUCGCACGCUGCAGACGGUCUGCUCGUGGAUAGAAGACAAGUUGAUGGACGGCCGCGAGUCGGUGGUUCCGUCAAUUCUCGAGAUCCAGCAGCUGCUGGUUGACAUCGGCGACAAGCCCUUUGAGUUCUUCGGGUCGCGCGACUGGAUCGGUGCCAUGGAGGUGUUCUAUGUCAUCGAUGCUCUGUACGACAUCCCGUGCAAGAUAAUGCACGUGCCGCAGCGCGAGGACCUCAAAAAGUACGCGAAUAUUUUGAAGCAAUACUUCGAGGACGGCGGUGGAGUGGUGAUGAUGGGCGGCGAUGAGGAUACUUCUUCUAAGGGCAUCGCCGGACUGCACAUCAGUGGGAAUCAAGCUUACUUUUUAGUUAUUGAUCCCCAUUACGUGGGCAGACCGAAGUCCGCAGAGGAACUAAUCCAAUGCGGCUACGUGCGCUGGCAACACUCUUCGGAGUUCGUCGACAGCUCCUUCUACAAUCUUUGUCUUCCACAAAUUUAAUAACUUCUUAGUACCUAAACAGAAAAACCAAGCAAUCUUUCUCAGCCAAUUUUAACUACUUGUUGAUUUUACUCUUCUAUCUUUUUAUCCUUUUUCCAUAUUUUUUUAUUUACUUCUUCUUCUAUUCUCAAGGCCAUUUGUUCGUGGUUUUCUUCAUAGAAACAAUAUGUUAGUCCAAAGAAUCAG